CGCAGGGCGCGGGGGGCGGUGCCAGCGUGGCGGUGUCAUGGCAGCCGGCGGGCUUGGGUAGCGGUGUGCUGUUAGCACCGGGCUGCGGGUGUGCUUCUGAGGGGGUCCGUGGGAGGGAGUGCUAUGGAAGGAAGUCCUUGGGAGGCCUCUCUGCUGAGGCAGGUUUAACCGGCGGAGUCCGAGGGCUGAAGUUUCCUGCGGGCGCCUCCUGGGAAGGGGCAGUGGUGCCGGGCCCAGGGCAGGGCCUGCGCUGCGCUGCUGAGGCCUCAUCUCUGUAUAAGGAGGACAUAAAGCUAUGGGAGAGCGUCUGAAGGAGGGCUGCGGAGAAGGGAAAAGGAAUAGGGGAAGGGGGCGUGAGGGGCGGCUUGGGGCCCUUGGUUUGUUUGGCGGAGGGGGCAGCGUUCAUCUCUGGUGACAGCGACAAGGGAAUGGCAUGGAGCUGUGUCGGGGGGGGUCAGGCUGUGCUCUGUCCCAGGGGGCGGUGGACACUGCUCCCUGAGCUCUCGGAGCUCAGGGAGCACUGGGACACUGCUCUCAGCCAUAGGGCUUGGGUGGUGCUGUGUGGGGCCGGGGUUUGGAUUCGGAUCCCUAUGGGUCCCGUCCAGCUUGGGAUGUUCUGUGGUUCUUUAAGCCGGGACAGGUCCCGUGCUGCUGGCAUCAGGUGCUGCAGGCUGUCCGCUGCUGUUUUGCCACUAGGUGGGCCCUGAGUCCUUGUUGUUCUGCAGGAGGCAGUAGCAGAAGCUAAGCUCUGGCUUUCAAGAGGGACAGGGAGAAGAAUGAGGACUAAAUGAGAUAAGGGAUCCUCCUGGUGCCCAGCAGAGGCAGUUCCACAGUGGGUUAAGUGAACCCUGCAAAGUGAAGGCAAGGAAACUUUGGGCAGUGCCAUGCAGUGGGUGUAUCAGCUUGCUGGGGUGCAGGGUGUUGGCUGGUACACAGCUGUGUUAGGCCAUAAUACCUCGGUAGGAUGGGAAUACGGUUAGUGCAACUGUUGACUGCUCCAGCAAAACCACAACAGCUGCGCUUCCUUGUACCUUGUUUUCCCCUCCUGCAGGGAGGUGCUGACAGCCUGCUUCUCUACACUGCCAUGAUUCCUGUGACUAUUGUUCAUCCCCAGGAAUGGCAAACCAGAGCAUGUUUCGGACUCAGUGUGGAGUCUGAGGUUGGGGUCUAGUCCCUGCCUGCAUCAGCACAAUGCACUCAGCCCCAGAGGCCCCGCAGCAGCAGGAUGAGGGCUGAACUGAGCAGUGCGCACCAAAUGAAGCUGGAAUCCUCCAGAGGGAGGAGUGUAACGGUGUGGGCCGCAGACGGGACUGGGUGUGUUCUCCUGGCUGCCUGGCGUUCCUUCCCAGCUGGGGCACUGGGGAAAGAGGUGACAAGGGACAAAAGCACUUUUCCUUUGGAGAAGAUGAGUGCGGUGCCAGGCAGCCGGUCCCCGCCCCCCAGCCCGCUCAGUGGCAUGCAAAGCACUCGCCUGCCUCGUAAUGUGCCGGGAUGACUUGAAGAAGAGGCAACAGAAGGAGAAGUCCAAGAAGCCGGUGCCACCAGUAGCCCCUCGGCCACCCAGGGCUCUAUUCUGCUUAACCCUACAGAACCCGCUGCGGAAGGCAUGCAUCAGCAUCGUGGAAUGGAAACCUUUCGAGAUCAUCAUCCUUCUGACCAUCUUUGCCAACUGCAUCGCCCUGGCCAUCUACCUGCCCAUGCCAGAGGACGACACCAACGUGGCCAAUUCCAGCCUGGAGAAGUUUGAAUAUGCCUUCCUGAUCUUCUUUGCCAUCGAGGCCAUGCUCAAGAUCAUCGCUUACGGGUUUCUGUUCCAUACGGAUGCCUAUCUCCGAAAUGGCUGGAAUGUGCUCGACUUCUCCAUCGUGUCCCUGGGUCUUGUCACCAUGACUCUGGAGCAGAUCAAUGCAAAGGAGGGAGGGAAAGGUGGCUUUGAUGUCAAGGCCCUGCGAGCGUUUCGUGUGCUGAGACCUCUGCGCCUGGUGUCCGGAGUGCCAAGUCUGCAGGUUGUCCUGAACUCCAUUAUCAAGGCCAUGGUGCCUCUGCUCCACAUCGCGCUGCUCGUCCUCUUCAUGAUCAUCAUCUAUGCCAUCGUGGGGCAAGAGCUCUUCAAGGGCAAGAUGCACAAGACCUGCUACUACCUUGGGACAGAUGUGAUCGCCACAGUGGGGUCAGAGAAGCCAGCACCCUGCACAACCUCUGGCCAUGGGCGUCACUGCUCCAUCAAUGGCACUGAGUGCCGAAGUGGCUGGCCAGGACCCAACAAUGGCAUCACUCACUUUGAUAACUUUGGCUUUGCCAUGCUGACUGUCUAUCAGUGCAUCACCAUGGAGGGCUGGACCGAAGUACUCUACUGGGUUAACGAUGCCAUUGGGAAUGAAUGGCCCUGGAUCUACUUUGUCAGCCUUAUUUUGCUUGGUUCCUUCUUUGUUCUCAAUCUGGUGCUGGGGGUGCUCAGUGGGGAAUUCACCAAAGAGCGUGAGAAGGCCAAGUCACGAGGCACGUUUCAGAAGCUGCGGGAGAAGCAGCAGCUGGAGGAGGAUCUGAAGGGCUACAUGGACUGGAUCACCCAUGCUGAGGUGAUGGACAGUGACCGGACCAGAGGAGAAGGUAUGAUGCCGUUGGAUGAAGGAGGGUCGGAGACAGAGAGCUUGUAUGAAAUUGAGGGCAUGAACAAAUGGAUUCUCUACUUCCGGCAGUGGAGGCGCUGGAACCGAAUGUUUCGUAGAAAGUGCAGGGAUGUGGUGAAGUCCAAGUUCUUCUACUGGCUGGUCAUCCUGCUGGUGGCACUGAACACCCUCUCCAUCGCCUCUGAGCACCAUUUCCAGCCUGAAUGGCUGACAAUUGUACAAGACAAUGCCAACCGGGUGCUGCUUGCGCUCUUUGUGGCCGAAAUGCUGCUGAAGAUGUAUGCACUGGGCCUGCGCCAGUACUUCAUGUCCCUCUUCAACCGCUUUGACUGCUUUGUCGUGUGUGCGGGGAUCCUGGAGACCAUCCUGGUGGAGCUCAGCACCUUGUCACCCCUGGGCAUCUCUGUGCUGCGUUGCAUCCGGCUGCUCCGCAUCUUCAAGAUCACCAGGUACUGGACAUCACUGAGUAACCUGGUGGCCUCCCUGCUCAAUUCGGUGCGCUCCAUCGCCUCUCUGCUCCUCCUCCUCUUCCUCUUCAUCAUUGUCUUUGCCCUACUGGGCAUGCAGCUCUUUGGAGGCAUGUAUGACUUCGAGGACAUGGAGGUGCGACGCAGCACAUUCGACAACUUCCCCCAGGCCCUCAUCAGCGUCUUCCAGAUCCUGACUGGAGAGGACUGGAAUUCAAUAAUGUACAAUGGGAUAAUGGCUUAUGGGGGCCCAUCCUUCCCUGGCAUGCUGGUCUGCAUCUACUUCAUCAUCCUCUUUGUCUGCGGGAACUAUAUCCUCCUCAAUGUCUUCCUGGCCAUUGCGGUUGAUAAUCUGGCUGAGGCUGAGAGCCUGACCUCAGCCCAGAAGGCCAAAGCUGAGGAACGCAAGCGGCGGAAGAUGUCCAGGGGUUACCCAGAGAAGUCUGAAGAUGAAAAGCAAAUGUUGGCAAAGAAGCUUGAGCAGAAAGCAAAGGGAGAAGGGAUUCCCACAACGGCUAAGUUAAAAGUGGAUGAAUUUGAAUCCAAUGUCAAUGAGAUCAAAGAUCCCUACCCGUCUGCAGACUUCCCAGGUGACGAUGAGGAGGAUGAGCCUGAAAUCCCCCUGAGUCCUCGGCCACGUCCUCUGGCAGAGCUACAGCUGAAAGAGAAGGCUGUGCCUAUGCCUGAAGCCAGCUCCUUCUUCAUCUUCAGCCCAACCAAUAAGUUUCGGAUGCUGUGCCACAGAAUUGUCAACGCCACUUGGUUCACCAACUUCAUCCUGCUCUUCAUCUUGCUCAGCAGCAUCUCCCUGGCGGCUGAGGAUCCCAUCCGAGCCGAGUCGUUCCGCAACCAGAUUCUUGGAUACUUUGACAUUGGUUUCACUUCUGUCUUCACUGUUGAAAUUGUCUUGAAGAUGACAGCAUACGGUGCUUUCCUGCACAAAGGCUCCUUCUGCAGGAACUCAUUCAACAUCCUCGACUUGCUGGUGGUUGCUGUGUCCCUCAUCUCCAUGGGAUUCGAGUCCAGCACCAUCUCAGUGGUGAAGAUCCUUAGGGUGCUGAGGGUGCUGAGGCCUCUGCGAGCCAUUAACAGGGCGAAGGGGCUGAAGCACGUGGUCCAGUGUGUGUUUGUGGCCAUCAAGACCAUUGGUAACAUUGUGGUCGUCACGACAUUGCUGCAGUUCAUGUUUGCCUGCAUUGGGGUGCAGCUCUUCAAGGGCAAGUUUUACAGCUGCACAGACCCCUCCAAGCUAACGGAGAAGGAGUGCAGGGGAUAUUUCAUCAACUACGUGGAUGGGGACCCAACGCAGAUUGAGCUGAAGGAGCGGGUCUGGUUCCACAACGCCUUUCACUUCAACAAUGUCUUCUCAGCCAUGAUGUCGCUUUUCACUGUCUCCACCUUCGAGGGCUGGCCAGAGCUGCUGUACAGGGCCAUUGACACUAAUGAUGAGAAUAAAGGCCCUAUCUACAACUACCGGGUGGAGAUUGCAAUGUUCUUCAUCAUCUACAUCAUCCUCAUUGCCUUCUUCAUGAUGAACAUCUUUGUGGGCUUUGUCAUCGUCACCUUCCAGGAACAGGGGGAGAGCGAGUACAAGAACUGCGAGCUGGACAAGAACCAGCGCCAGUGUGUGCAGUACGCACUGAAGGCUCGCCCGCUGCGGCGUUACAUCCCCAAGAAUCCCUACCAAUACCAGAUCUGGUACGUGGUCACCUCCUCCUACUUCGAGUACCUCAUGUUCUUCCUGAUCAUGCUGAACACCAUCUGCCUGGGCAUGCAGCAUUACAACCAGUCUGCAGAAAUGAACCACAUCUCAGACAUCCUCAAUGUGGCCUUCACUGUCCUCUUCACCCUGGAGAUGAUCCUCAAGCUCAUGGCCUUUAAAGCCAAGGGCUACUUUGGGGACCCCUGGAAUGUCUUCGACUUCCUUAUAGUGAUUGGCAGCAUCAUUGACGUCAUCCUCAGUGAGAUUGAUGACUCGGAUGACAACUCCCGUGUCUCCAUCACUUUCUUCCGGCUGUUCCGGGUGAUGCGGCUGGUGAAGCUGCUGAGCCGAGGAGAAGGUGUCAGGACCCUCCUGUGGACCUUCAUCAAAUCCUUCCAGGCUCUGCCCUAUGUUGCCCUGCUGAUUGUGAUGCUGUUCUUCAUCUAUGCUGUGAUCGGGAUGCAGAUGUUUGGGAAGAUUGCCACAGUGGAUGGAACCCAGAUCAACCGAAACAACAACUUCCAAACCUUCCCACAAGCCGUGCUGCUGCUCUUCAGGUGUGCCACGGGGGAGGCCUGGCAGGAGAUCCUGCUGGACUGCAGCUACGGGAAGCGGUGCGACCCUGAGUCCGACUACGCUGAGGGCGAGGAGUAUACCUGCGGCACGGGCUUUGCCUACUUCUAUUUCAUCAGCUUCUACAUGCUCUGUGCCUUCCUGAUCAUUAACCUCUUUGUGGCUGUCAUCAUGGACAACUUUGACUACCUCACACGUGACUGGUCCAUCCUGGGACCCCACCACCUGGACGAGUUCAAACGGAUCUGGGCUGAGUACGACCCUGAAGCCAAGGGCAGGAUCAAACACUUGGAUGUGGUGACCCUGCUGAGACGUAUCCAACCUCCCCUGGGCUUUGGGAAGUUCUGCCCUCACCGUGUAGCUUGUAAGCGCCUGGUGUGCAUGAACAUGCCCCUGAACAGCGACGGCACCGUCACCUUCAAUGCAACCCUCUUUGCGCUGGUGAGAACAGCCCUCAAGAUCAAGACUGAAGGUAACUUUGAACAGGCCAAUGAGGAGCUCAGAACCAUUAUAAAAAAAAUCUGGAAGCGAACCAGUAUGAAGCUUUUGGACCAGGUCAUCCCACCUAUUGGAGAUGAUGAGGUGACAGUGGGCAAAUUCUAUGCCACUUUCCUCAUCCAAGAGCAUUUCAGGAAGUUCAUGAAGCGCCAGGAGGAGUACUAUGGGUACCGUCCCAAGAAGAACCCUGUAGAGAUCCAGGCUGGGCUGAGGAGCAUUGAAGAAGAAGCCGCUCCUGAAAUUCAUCGAGCCAUCUCUGGGGACCUGACUGCUGAGGAGGAGCUGGAGAGGGCGAUGGUGGAGGCUGCCAUGGAGGAGGGGAUAUACAGGAGGACUGGCGGUUUGUUUGGCCAGGUGGACAGCUUCCUGGAGCCAAGCAGCCCCCUGCAGCCCCACGUGGCCAGCCAGAGGCCCCUGCAGUUCACAGAGGUGGGCAGUGAAGACCUUGAUUCCCCUGUCUUCCUUGAUGACUUCCCCCAGGAAGGCAACACCAAUGUCAACAACGCCAACUGGCUGCAGGGGUUGGAGUAUGAGGACGAGGUGCUGAGGAGAGCAGUGCCAGCAGCACCCAGGCCUCCAGUGCGGGAGCCUGACCUCCCCAUCCCUUUGGAGAGGCUGCGGCGGAGGCGAGGAGCUGCCCCUGAACAUCACCCAGCAUUGGGGCAGUGCCUCCAUCCCCAGCAGGACAGCAUGGUGACAGCAGCAGUAUCCAGCUCAGAACACCGGUGGCAUGAAAGCAUCAACACAAACACAUCUUCCACCCCUGCCAUCACCUUCCUCAUUCAAGAGGCUCUGAUCUCCGGGGGCCUUGGGGCUCUGGCCCGUGACCCAUCCUUCGUUUCAGUGACCAGGGACGAGAUGGCAGCCAGCAGCCAGCUGGAGGUGGAUGAAGUGGAGAAAGCAGCUGUGGAGCUGCUAAAGGGAAGAGAAGCACCGUGGGACACAGAAACCAGCUCUGCCCCCCAGGACACCUUGGCUGCAUCAGCAGUCAGCACCCCAGGGCUCAGUGUGGCCACAUCCCAUCAGACCAGCGAUACCACUCAUCCCUGAGCCACCUGCCAUGCAGCCCCACGGGUACGACCCCGUUAUGGGGGAUAACAGAGCAGUGCUGCACUUCUCCCCCUCUUUGCCUGUGGGGCUGGUGGGCUGUCUGGCCACAGGAGUCUUUUUGCACUGGGUCUGCGGGAUGCUGGUGACAGGACAGGGUGAUGCUGUGCCAGAAGGGUCUUGCAGGAGCUGGACGGAUCAUUAAAGUGUCCCUGCUGUGUGACUCCA
This is a messenger RNA of Numida meleagris (helmeted guineafowl), 7145 nucleotides long. It is a transcript of the gene CACNA1S, whose product is annotated as calcium voltage-gated channel subunit alpha1 S. Gene Ontology annotation, biological process: calcium ion import across plasma membrane. NCBI's taxonomy places the organism in Eukaryota, Metazoa, Chordata, Aves, Galliformes, Numididae. Gene Ontology annotation, cellular component: membrane; voltage-gated calcium channel complex. The record is from RefSeq and is a predicted model, not a curated record. Gene Ontology annotation, molecular function: high voltage-gated calcium channel activity. The transcript is spliced from 45 exons. The coding region runs from base 1482 to 6920 and encodes 1812 amino acids.